GGAAACUCAGCCGUUGAAGGCACGAGAGGCUAAUCGUUAGCCUACGACUUGUUGAGCCGCCAUCGACCCUUUCAUGCCGAACUCUUUCAACAACAUUCGAACCAUCACAGAUCAGGGGGAACUCGUACCGUGUUUCACUGUGGCAGUUGUUGGCGUCAAAACGUCAGCUCCCGAUGUGGGAUCGGUAUAUGGACCCAUUGAGAUCUCUGGUGUAAAUCUUUGCCAUGAAGGGACGCCUCGAGAGCUCGAAGCUUUCUUGGUGGGCAGUGCUGGGUGGAACAAAUAUGGAGAAGAUAUGGUUAGAUGCCAACUCUUGGUGCUGUGCAUCGGUGAUUGACUGAUCUCUCGUAUCGAGAAUCGCCUCUAGUACCCAGUUUUUGCUAUGUUUCUUCCCUUACUUGGGUAUGUGUGCUUCUGAUCAUGGUAAAGAUAUUCUUCUUACGGUGUAAAUGGGUGGCCUGUUGGUGGCCGAGGGUGAUUUGAACAGGCAAACCGAGACAUACACAGGCUUUGAUUGUUAAAGCUGUGAAAUGUCAUGCAUUUGCCUGCCAAAAUCACGUUCGUAUAAGCCCACGUCUCAUCCUUGGUUGAAUCCUACAUAUUUCUUGUC
Molecule: messenger RNA, 610 nt
Organism: Fusarium verticillioides 7600
Lineage: Eukaryota; Fungi; Ascomycota; Sordariomycetes; Hypocreales; Nectriaceae
Exons: 2
Coding region: 74-337 (87 amino acids)
Source: RefSeq, a predicted model, not a curated record